GGACCAGUGUCUCAGUGCAGUGCCUAAUGCUGUCCAACAUCUGGAAUGCCGAUCUCACAUAACAAAAAUUUUAAAAGCUGAUUUACAAGAAAAGCGAAACCGUGGUGAACAACUUUUAAUGAAAACAAAGAAUAUAGAACGGAAAUGGAAAAUAAGGAAAAAGUUUCAAAGAGCGUGGAAUACGAUCUGAACAAGAAUCAACAAAUAAAUGAGCCAUCAAACAAAAAGAAUGUUUUACAGAACAGCAACCACGACGGCAUAAAACAUGGCUGCCAUGACGGCCCAAAGCAUGGACCCCGACGGUGAGUCCAAGCACGGCGCCAUCAUGGACGAAAACAUGAAUCUCGCAAUGGCUCAGAACAUGGACACCACGAUGGACCAAAACAUGGCCACCAUCACGGGUCACAUAAGAGGUCGUUUCUAGAGCGCAACGCCUUCUUCAUCACCCUGCUGCUGAAUGGAAUGAUAGACGGUCUGGCCCUGGCUGCCAAGAGUCAGUACCGAUACCGGUUCUUUCACUCCAAGUACGCCAGUGAGCUCCACAAGUACAAUGUCAGCAAGGAAUGCGGUGUGAGCCUUCAGCCAGAAGUCCAGGAGAUUGAGAAUAGCAUCAGCCGUGAGACGAUCCAAUGGACUUUGUACAAUAACUACGUCACCAUUGUACCUCACAUUGUGACCGCUCUGGUGAUGGGCCUCAAGUCAGAUCAGAUAGGCCGCCGUUUUGUUUUCCUUUACCCUUUCAUUACAGCUUUCGUCGACUACAUUCUUCUAGCCGUAAUCCUUCAGCUGCAGCUACACUUCGGCUUCACACUUAUAGGUGACUUUGUGAGGAGUUUGUCUGGAGGAACCAUGGCCAUGAGUUUGGCUGCUUAUGCUGUGAUCUCAGACACGCAUGGAAAGAAAGAGAAACCAGAGGAGGAGAACAAAACUGCCGACAAACAUGAACAAAAAGACGAUGACGUCGAGAACGACCUCGACAUGUCUCGAGAGAAGCAACGAACCUUCAAAAUCGUUCUUCUUCACGUCGCGCAUGAUCUGGCCUCCAGCAUCAUCUCCUUUGCCACUGGCUACGUCAUCCAGUACGCUGGCUUUUUCUAUACGGUGUGCAUCACCCUCGGUCUCAAGAUUCUGCUGUUCAUUUUCGCUCUCCUCUUCAUCACUGAGACAGGCAAGCAAAAGAAGAGUCCAGGCUUCAUCACACCGCUCAAGAUCAUCCUGAAGAGAACAAAAGAUCCCAGAAAUCGCCGCACCCUGUUCCUCGUCAACAUGGCGGUCGUCUUCCUCGUCGUGUCCUUCGUCACGGAGAGGGAGACGAUGACGAUCUACCAGAUGAGCCCUCCAUUUUGUAUGGACGCAGUGCAGCUGGGCUACCUGUCCAGUGAGACUCGCCUCAGAGGCAUCUUCACCAUUCCUGUCCUGUGGCUGUGGCGACGACUGCACUUCAUGGAGUCCACCAUCGCUGCAGUCGGCACCUACUUCUCGGUUGCUGCAACAUUUCUGUUGGCAUCAGUUCGUCAAACCUGGGUCUUCUUCGUAGUGCCUGUUGUAGCUAUUCCUGGGUCGCUGUCCUCGUCCAUGACAAAGGCCAUCACUUCACGGCUGGUUGGUCGCCAAGCCCUCGCAUCUUCAUUUGCCGUGAUGUUGGCUAUUGACGAAGUGUUUUCAUUUGGAGGAGGGCAGGCUGGAAACUAUUUAUACGAAAAGUUUGUGGACACUGUACCGACAGCUCCUUUCUACCUGGCCGCGGCUACCUUCGCAGUGUCAGCAGCCAUGUAUACAACCGAAACUAUUUUACAGCGGAGAUACUCCAGGACAGACACCCAGACCGAGAUAAACAUGGAUUCACCCACUGUAACCAGUCCCUGACAACCAGACUCUCUUAGGACUCAUUUAACAGAGAUUUAUUAUACACAUAUAUAUAUAUAUUGAUAAUGUUUAUGCUAAGCAAGACUACGAUGUACAUUUUGUUAAUUUUGUAAAUUUGAUGGAUAGAUCGGUGUCUUCCACUGUAUUUAAUACUGGUAACAUAUUCUGCAUCUGUGAAUGAUAUAUAGAAGAGUUGAAAAUAAAAAAACGACAUUAUUUUCGGUGUUGACUACAAUCUUACAAACCCGUUACCCUGCUACGACUGGCUCAGACUCAAAGUCAAAAAUCAUUUAAUGAUAAUUACAGCAGUAACCAAGUAAUUUUGAUUAUUUAUUUUUGAGACUUUUUAAAAUAUAAAUAGAUAUUGUACUAACAACUCUAAAACUGCAUUUAGCCUUUAUGUAUGUGGUUUAGUGUAAGUACUUAUGCUCAAGUGAGGUUUGGCAUGUAAAUAUGGUGUACAGUGCACAGUCAGGUACAAAUUAUGCCAAGAAUAAAGUGAAAGUACUGAA
This is a messenger RNA of Pomacea canaliculata, 2378 nucleotides long. RefSeq names its product proton-coupled folate transporter-like. NCBI's taxonomy places the organism in Eukaryota, Metazoa, Mollusca, Gastropoda, Architaenioglossa, Ampullariidae. Gene Ontology annotation, molecular function: transmembrane transporter activity. The transcript has 6 exons. The coding region runs from base 463 to 1866 and encodes 467 amino acids. The record is from RefSeq and is a predicted model, not a curated record. Gene Ontology annotation, cellular component: membrane. Gene Ontology annotation, biological process: transmembrane transport.